CGCCCCGCACCAAAAUGGCCGCCGCCUUCGCAGGCGCGGCCGCCGCGAGACGGCAGUUGGUGGGCAUGCUCCCUGAGUGCCUCGCACCGGCAUGGCUGCCGCCUUCACGCGAGUGACUGUAAUUCUCGGCUUCCGGUCCUAGCCAGCCGGCGCUCAUUUCCCUGCUGGAAGCCUGGUGAAGCCGGGGAGAGGUGCGGGUGAACGGGGAGAGGGAACCGCGAACAUCCGCGCCUCCUGGUGGAGAAGAUGGCCGAGGGCGAGCGGCAGCCGCCGCCAGAUUCUUCAGAAGAGACCCCUCCAGCCACUCAGAACUUUAUCAUUCCAAAAAAGGAGAUCCACACAGUUCCAGAUAUGGGCAAAUGGAAGCGCUCUCAGGCAUAUGCUGACUACAUUGGCUUUAUUCUUACCCUUAAUGAAGGUGUGAAGGGGAAGAAGCUGACCUUCGACUACAAAGUCUCUGAGGCCAUCGAGAAGCUGGUGGCACUUCUUGAUACGCUGGAUAGGUGGAUUGAUGAAACCCCGCCAGUGGACCAGCCUUCCCGAUUUGGGAACAAAGCCUACAGGACCUGGUAUGCCAAACUUGAUCAGGAAGCAGAAAACUUGGUGGCCACAGUGGUCCCCACCCACCUGGCUGCUGCUGUGCCUGAAGUGGCAGUUUACCUGAAGGAGGCUGUGGGGAACUCCACACGAAUUGACUAUGGCACAGGACAUGAGGCUGCCUUUGCAGCUUUCCUCUGUUGUCUCUGCAAGAUUGGUGUGCUCCGGGUAGACGACCAGGUGGCGAUUGUCUUCAAAGUGUUUGACAGGUAUCUUGAGGUUAUGCGGAAGUUGCAGAAGACAUACAGGAUGGAGCCUGCAGGGAGCCAGGGUGUAUGGGGUCUGGAUGACUUCCAGUUCCUGCCCUUCAUCUGGGGCAGCUCACAGCUCAUAGACCACCCCCACCUGGAGCCCAGACAUUUUGUGGAUGAGAAGGCGGUGAGCGAGAACCACAAGGACUACAUGUUCCUCCAGUGCAUCCUGUUCAUCACUGAGAUGAAGACCGGCCCCUUUGCAGAGCACUCCAACCAGCUGUGGAACAUCAGUGCUGUCCCCUCCUGGUCUAAAGUGAACCAGGGCCUCAUUCGAAUGUAUAAAGCAGAGUGCCUGGAGAAGUUCCCUGUGAUCCAGCACUUCAAGUUCGGGAGCCUGCUGCCCAUCCAUCCAGUCACAUCAGGCUAGGAGAGGCUGAACUACCAGAGCCACCCUGGCCAGGUUCCUGUGCCCUCUCUGAUCCAGCACCCCUUCCGCCCACCUUCUGUUCUUUCUGUUUGAUGAGAGGCUAUUUACUGAGAUGGGUGCUAAGCAGGGCCUGAGUUGGGGGAAUUGACCAAAGUGUGGCCAGUUUUUGACUGUCUGUCUGGUGGACAAGUGAGAAGAGAGGGACUUGGAUGUGGUUCCAGGCCCUGCCCAUCCCUGUGCCCCUGCUUCCUUUCCCUCCUACCCAGGCCCAUGUGGAGGAGACAAGAACAUCCUGCUUGUCCCGUUGCUUUCCCUUUCCUUCCCAUGAUGUGACAUCUCCCUCAUUAAGAGCAGGAGUUCCGCACCUCCAGGGGUGGGCUGGUCGUUUUCCUGCUAGCCGUGUUCCACUAGGUGUCUGCUAUGGGGCUGAGGGUGAGGUUGUCAUCAGCUGUGGGGCCAUGGAUGAUGAGGCUGGUCUUCUCAAGGUACCAUCCUAGGCCCUGUGGGAACCGUGUCCAUCCUUAUGCUGGCUUUUAUUCCCUGGCCUUUGGCCUUGCUAGGUUUCCUGACUGUUAACAUGACUCCCCCUUCCUGGGGAUAGCCUAGCUAUGGAAGCUGCCCUGGGCUCCUGGAAAGCCCAUUGCUUGGGUGAGAUCUGACUUUCCAGCACUGUCAAGCAGGGAGAGGGAGAGACUCAGGGAGGCAGGAGGAUUGGUGUGUGUGUGGAGAACCUAGUUUCCCCAGUCAGUCUCAGGCCUGCUGCUCUGCUACUCCUACCUGCUUUGAGUGGCCUGAAGCCUCACCUCAGGCCUUGGGCUGGCUGCUCUGCUCCCUUGGGUCAGUGUGUGGCUCGUGUGGGAGGGCAAAGAAGGCAGCAGCCCUCUCCUCCCUCCCCUUUGUGAGAUGAGGUAAGUGCUGGCCUGGGCCUGGGCAUACACUCAGAAUGGGUAGGGCUGCUAAGGGGACCUAGCCACAGUCACCAAUUUUCUCCCAGCUUAUGGCUGAACUGGUACCUGUAGGCUUCCCUGUCCCAUUUGGGCCUCCCUCUGCACUGCCCAUCCUGUGUCUGUGCCCACUUAGCUUUUGUGGAGUGGACACUGAGAAGCACAACCCAGGGAUUAAGUAUGGUCUGGGCCGAGCUGGGAUUGAAGUCAUCAGAGUCACGGGCAGUUUCCCAGGAAAGGCCCAGUGCCAGCAGCCUUCCUUCCAGGGCCAGGCCACUGCCUUCCUGGCUCCCUUCCCUGACCCUGGGUCCCCAGCCCUGCGCCUUCCUUGCUGUUUGGAUUAAAGCCUCUGUUUUACACCUGU
Mastomys coucha (southern multimammate mouse) is the source of this 2526-nucleotide messenger RNA. It is a transcript of the gene Ptpa, whose product is annotated as protein phosphatase 2 phosphatase activator. NCBI's taxonomy places the organism in Eukaryota, Metazoa, Chordata, Mammalia, Rodentia, Muridae. Gene Ontology annotation, cellular component: cytoplasm; protein phosphatase type 2A complex; nucleus. The transcript is spliced from 10 exons. The coding region runs from base 247 to 1218 and encodes 323 amino acids. Gene Ontology annotation, molecular function: peptidyl-prolyl cis-trans isomerase activity; protein tyrosine phosphatase activator activity. Gene Ontology annotation, biological process: mitotic spindle organization. The record is from RefSeq and is a predicted model, not a curated record.